This is a messenger RNA of Brassica napus (rape), 399 nucleotides long. RefSeq names its product verprolin-like. NCBI's taxonomy places the organism in Eukaryota, Viridiplantae, Streptophyta, Magnoliopsida, Brassicales, Brassicaceae. The record is from RefSeq and is a predicted model, not a curated record. Bases 1 to 399 code for a protein of 132 amino acids. The transcript has a single exon.
AUGGGUCCUAGAAAAAAGCCAGCAGCACCUACUUACUCUCAGAUGUUUCAUUAUGGUGUCGGGACAUCUUCUUCCGGUCCGUCAUCUUCUGAGGCAGUUCCGGACUCUCAGUCAUCCCAGAGAGUUUCUUGGAGUCCUCCUCCUCCUGCAUCUCAUAUGCCUCCACUUCCUCCUCCUCCAGCCGCUGCACCUCAGCCUGUCCCAGCAGGUGCAGUUCAUCCAGAUUUAUGUGUGCCUCCAUCUGCCCCAUACGCGGGAUAUACAAUGGAGUAUUUUCUCACCCAGCCUGGACGAGAGGGCUUGGAUUUUCUUGAUCCCGACAGACCGCGGAGAUUUCUAGUCGAACAUCUUUCACAAUCCCUGGAGAGAGAGUUCACCAAGAGACCGAGAGCUAAGUAA